Molecule: messenger RNA, 1341 nt
Organism: Colletotrichum karsti
Lineage: Eukaryota; Fungi; Ascomycota; Sordariomycetes; Glomerellales; Glomerellaceae
Exons: 3
Coding region: 1-1341 (446 amino acids)
Source: RefSeq, a predicted model, not a curated record
AUGUUGGCGACCAAAACACGCCGCUUCCCUGUUCAUGCUGCCGCAGGCGUGUGGUUAUGCACAAUAAUUGCUGCGCAGAUUGGCAUGGCCCUGCUCGGCCUCUGCUACUCAGUCGAAGAUCAAGAUGCUCUUGCCCUCGUAGUUACCGAGGGAAAGGUUUCGGUACCUGACAUGUCAAGUAUACAGACAGCAAAGAUUGUCAACGGCCCUUCUUCUCCUGAGGCUGAAGAGUACACUGCCAACAACUACGGCCAGAUUUCCCUCGCAUUUACCACUGGCACCCCCGACGACCAUCCGGAAAUUGGUACCAUCUGGACCCCUUCGAACCCUCUCAUGUUUUGCGGCGUAGACUACUGCGAUUACAUUUUCCACGAAGAGUCUGUCGAUUCAAGCGUAGACAAUGGUAACGGAGGCGAGGACCAGGACGAAGACAGCACGCCUCCAAAGACCCUCGUCGUCACGACAGACCGAAAUAUUGUCUCCACAGCUACAUGUCACAGCUGGCGCGUCGUGAAGGGAGCCAGCGGCAACGAAACCAUUAUAACGAUAGACACCACCGCCGACGACAUCACGAAUCGCGAUAAGAAUGUCACCAUUCCUGUCCGAGGUGGCGUCAACCAGACAACAUACAUGACGGACAACUCUGAGAAUUGUGGCGCUGGAUGUCGACUCGUCAACGCAUUCGAGGUAUCAGAUGCGGCGGCAUGGUACUACAGCUGCAAUGUGACAGUCAGCAGAGUAGCCAAUGGCACCAUCCCCGAGCACGAAGUUUCCGAAUCAUUGAGGUCAAUGGCAGCCGCUUCAAUAGCUCUCCAGGGGAGCGCGGUUCUGUCUCUGGACAACGACAACAUCCAAUACCAAAUCUACCCGUCAGAGUCAAUAUUUGGCCUUCCGAACCUUGGCCAAAACAGCUCGAUGGCGAUGGUCAUGGCCCGCUUUGCCAUCGGAACCGUCGCCGUUGCCGCACACGCCAACGAUCCUAUCGUGGUCAACGGCUUCGCACCGGUAGAAGGCUCACACGUGGUCAUUGAUCACUGGGACUACGCGAUUCUCAUCCUCAACUCUGUCGUUUUUGCGCAGUUCGUGCUUGGUGUUGCGACUGCCGUCGUAGCCAGCCGCGUCGUGAUACCGGAGGGAGGGCCGAUUGCUAUGGCGCAGGUGCUGAGGGCCAUUGCUGAUCGUGUCCAAGGCUGUGACGGAGACGAUGCAAUGUCAUCGGGCGGAGAGGGAGGUGUUUGGAUUUACAAAGCUGUGAAGACGGCGGAAAAGGGGACGUACGACUUGUACAUGGAAGAGCGACCCUGCGGCCCGAAUAACACGCACAGCAUGGAGCUGUCUUAG